UCUCCCCGCGUGCAAACUGAGACUGAGCGCGACCACGCGCGCCAAGUGCGACAGGCGGGAAGCACAGGGGCACCUAGCACCCGGUUAGAAUUUACAUGGGAACAUGGGGAACAAGAAUAGCUGUUGCGUCUACUCCAGUCCACAGGUUGGACGCAAGGAGGUAGGGCUCGAGAGCACCACGUGCAACCUAGAGGAACACUUGCCAGAAGGUGGGAUUAGCGUUAAUAAUUUGCAACAUAUCAGUGAACGUGAGCCAGAAGACUGGGACUCCGAUCCGUCGUUACACCCAUGUGCGGGAACUAUUUUUAUGGAGCGUUCCAAGCAAGCUAUCGAAAAUGGCAUGGUGAGGAAGAAGAGUCAACAUCAAAUAGCAGAUACAAGGCCUUUGAAGAAGAGUAGCAGCUGCAGUACAAUAUAUUUAGAUGACAGCACGGUUUCACAACCUAACUUGAAAAAUACCGUCAAAUGUGUUGCCUUAGCCGUUUAUUAUCAUAUUAAGAAUAGAACUUCGCAGCGACAGAUCGAUAUAUUCGAUGAGAAACUGCAUCCAUUAACGAGGGAUGGUGUUUCAGAGGAUUAUGAUAAACAUAAUCCGGAGCACAAGCAGAUAUAUAAAUUUAUAAGGACUCUGUUUAAUGCCGCUCAGCUUACUGCUGAAUGUGCCAUCAUAACGUUGGUUUAUCUUGAACGCCUACUUACUUAUGCAGAAAUAGACAUAACACCGGCUAACUGGAAACGUAUAGUACUUGGAGCUAUUUUAUUGGCGUCCAAAGUUUGGGACGAUCAGGCGGUAUGGAAUGUGGAUUAUUGUCAAAUAUUAAAAGACAUUACGGUGGAAGAUAUGAACGAAUUAGAGAGACAGUUUUUGGAGAUGCUGCAGUUUAACAUAAAUGUUCCUUCGAGUGUGUAUGCUAAAUAUUAUUUCGAUCUUCGUACACUCGCGGAAGCGAACGAAUUAACAUUCCCUAGUGAACCACUAAGUAAGGAAAAGGCGCAGAAGCUGGAAGCUAUGUCCAGAGUUUACGAAGAUAAGGUUACAGCCGAGGCUCUACGUACUGGUAUUAAAAAGUGGUCCAGCUUAGAUAAUGUAUGCAUAGGUGGACCUAGACGUAGCAUUGCUAUUUUAUCCUAAACAUAUGUAUGGAUAUAAACGGAUGUAAACACAGGCGCAUGGUUACUGCUCCGAUUUUAAAUGGAGGUAUGUGAAAUUUUGUAAACUAUUGUUACCGAUCG
This is a messenger RNA of Cyphomyrmex costatus, 1233 nucleotides long. It is a transcript of the gene CycY, whose product is annotated as cyclin Y. Gene Ontology annotation, molecular function: protein kinase binding. The transcript is spliced from 4 exons. NCBI's taxonomy places the organism in Eukaryota, Metazoa, Arthropoda, Insecta, Hymenoptera, Formicidae. The record is from RefSeq and is a predicted model, not a curated record. Gene Ontology annotation, biological process: regulation of cyclin-dependent protein serine/threonine kinase activity. The coding region runs from base 104 to 1132 and encodes 342 amino acids.